AUGCUGGAGCCGAAAGGUGGUACCGGGUACCAGUCUAACAAUAUCGUCUGGAGCGAUUUCUAUGUUCACAAAAGUUGGAUUGUUUGCGUGCCAAAGACUGUUGGCACUGCGGGGACAUAUCAGGUGUGGCGAUAUAAAAACAUAGCAACUUCGUGGACGCAUGCCAUUAUCGCUGGAACUUGGACCUUGUCAUGUUUCUUCAGCGAUCCCAAACUUGCAGAAGAUUUGAUUGCAAGGUGGUCACCUUCAUCGCAUCUCCUAGUUUGCUUUUCUAUCGGUUACUUCAUCCACGAUGGACUGGACAUGCUCAUAAACCGUAGGAAGAGAGAGACGUGGGAGCUACUGGGUCAUCAUGUCAUAAUUGUGAUAUGCUUUGGGAUAGCAAUCGUGACACGACUCUACGUAGGCUAUGGAGUCGUCUCGCUGUUAGUGGAAGUCAACAGUGUCUUUCUACACCUGCGACAGAUGCUUCAGAUAGCUAAGGUCGACCCAAAGUCAAUGCUGUAUCGAUGCAACAGCCUCGUUAAUCUAGGUACGUUCGUGGUGUUCCGCAUCGUUCUGCUCGCGUGGAUGACUCGCUGGCUUGUCGUGAACCGCGACCGCAUCCCGCUGCCCUUCUACACGAUCGGCAGCAUCAGCAUGGCCGUCAUGGUCGUCAUGAACAUCGUGCUCUUCUACCGCGUGCACCAGCGCGACUUCAGAAGACGCCGCAAGACAUCGACAUCGUGAGGUCACCGCGGUGACGCGAGAUCGCCGUGGCGACGCACGUGAAGUACGACUUGACUUUUGGUCUUUAUAUAUGUGGCCUUUUUGGGGUUUUUGUUCGCUGGUUGGGAGUUUGGCGAUAGUGCUAGGUUGGUGCAGUCUGGUUGGGAUAGGCCCAUGUUUACGUGUCUGUACAGUAGGUCAGUACUGUGUAUGUAGACAUGUGAUGGUGAAGAGGAAGAGGAGUAUCACAUGCUUGUGCAGCGGUAGAAUUCAGGGGUCGCGGCAGAGGCAAGAAUCAAAAAUGGAAAAUUUAUGAGAAAGUGUUCAGGUUGUCACGUCGAUAUGUGUGUUUUUUGUGGAGUAUUGCGAAACACACUGCGAGUGCCUGCGAAUGCACGCUGAAACGCUACGAUUUUCACGAUGCAUAUCCUCUAUAUUCAACAGAAGUGUUUAUUUUUCAACUGGGACACAUUUUGCUACUGGAAAAAUAGGAUGUGCAGUCUGAGAAAGGAAGCAAGAUUGUGAUUCUUGACUCUCUCGCGGUUGCUAGAUCCACCCGCUGCAUAGGAGACGCGAUAUUGCUCUUCCUCCUCGGUAUUACAUUUAUAAAUGUGUUGGUCAUGCAAAGACUAAAGCAACCUAGUAAAUAGUAAUUAUUGCUGAACUCUUAACGACUUAGCAAAAGGUAAACACGAAAAAGCUAUAACUUUAAAGAAGUUUUCUCCCCAGCACUUUAAUGAAAGGCUGACAUUUAAAUCUGAAGCUAAUUCUGGAACAUCUCAUAAAUCCUCCAACAUAACUUGAUUUGCCUAAUCGAUAUGCCUUAAUUUGCCAGCUGUUUUGACUUUUGACAAUUCCAACGCAGUCAUUCUGUGUUUUCACAGCUUGAUGUGUAUGUAUCUGAACUGAUCGAGUUUACCUUUACAGGUCGUGUUGCGGUUGUGAUUUUGAGAUCUCAGAUAUGGCGAUCGUAGGUAAAUGACGCCUCGUCGAAUACUAUACACAGCCGCUCGCAGUAGUAAUAUACUGCAUGCGAGCGUGAUAUAUAUACUUGUCUGUCAGUUUCGUGCUUUAGCACUGGCUAACAUUCUAAACUCGUCCUCAAUCUCAAAUGGUGCUACCUCUGAACUCUACAUUACUUUUUACACACUGCUGUGACGAUUCGAACGGUUCGUAAAACUGUUUCGCGGUAUUUUUGUAUUAAAAGUCCGAUGUUCCAGCUAUUUUCAGUGCACUCACCUAUAGUAUUUUCAUAUUAUCUAUUGUCCGGCCAAGGUAUCUCGAAUGAAUCUACGUUACUGCAUGCUACGGCAUUUUAGUCGCAGCAAUUUACCCUUAUUUUAAAUUAAAGAGUUGGUUAACUGCUGCCUGGAGGCAGAAUGUGACGUUAAAACGAUGACAUGUGGAAGUCACCUCCACAAAAGACGACACGAUAUUCACACAAUCAGGAUGCAUGGGGUGUAAUGUUGCCCGGGAUUCUAGCUAACCUAAUAGCAAUAGAAUAUCUGCUAAAUGAAACCUAAUAGCCUAUAGAAUAUCUGUUGAAUGGAAUAUUACCAUAUUUUAUAACCGAGUAUUUUUUACUAUUUUCUGAAUCCGUGAGGAUUGCGCGUGCCAAUUGAGAUUUUAAAAUUGAAUAUAUGCAUUUUGUUGAAUUUACACGACCACGUGCUACGCAAAUGAGACGAGUAACGUAAGAAUGGCAGUGAUCAUGUUAUUGUGAAGCAGUAUGGUUUCCGCAGUGAAUGUGGAAGGACCUGCGAUUGUACUUGUGAUUAAUGAUAGUAUGUCGCAGAUUUAUACUCCUGUCUGUACGCUUACCAGCCACUGAUAUUUACUGCAAAAUUUAUGCCAAUGUUAUGUUUACCGAAGUGUGAAACCUAGUCGCGUUACGUUUAGUUUCAGUUCGUGUAGAUACGUCGGGAGACACCCGACUGUGUGUGUGUGUGGCUCGUGAUCGUAAAGGUCGUAAUGUUAUAA
This is a messenger RNA of Priapulus caudatus, 2688 nucleotides long. RefSeq names its product TLC domain-containing protein 2-like. The record is from RefSeq and is a predicted model, not a curated record. Gene Ontology annotation, cellular component: plasma membrane. The transcript has 7 exons. Gene Ontology annotation, biological process: regulation of membrane lipid distribution; phospholipid homeostasis; plasma membrane organization. The coding region runs from base 1 to 729 and encodes 242 amino acids. Lineage: Eukaryota; Metazoa; Priapulida; Priapulimorpha; Priapulimorphida; Priapulidae.